UCUGUGCUCGAGGGAGUGAUUUCAGUGAACGAGAAAUAUGAGUCAUUGCAUUUCGUGAACGAGAACGAUUCGUUCACUUAAAAGAUUCGUUCAAAAAGAACGAUUCGUUCACGAACGAAACGUCACUACAUGUAGCCCGCUCCAGCUAGUGAACAUAAACACGAGGCUGCUGUACAUGGAAGUUAAAAGAAGUGAAGAAACAGCUGAGACGGACUGAGUCGGGACAAACGUAACCUGAAACGGAUAAGGAGGCUUUGAGAACUGCUGGAUAACAAGACCUAUAACAGAUCUAAUGGAACUGAAAGAAACAUCAGUAUAUCCUCAUUGUGGAAAUGGAUGUGAAAGUAAAGAGCACAUAAGAAUCCACACUGGAUAAAAGCCUUUCACCUGCUCUCAGUGUGAAAAACAUUUCUCAAGCCAAGGAAGACUUACUGCUCACAUGAGAUUUCACACUGGAGAGCGUCCAUUCACUUGUGUUCAGUGUGGAAAGAGUUUUUCAGAUAAAAAAAAUCUUGAUACCCACAUGAGAACUCACACUGGAGAGCGUCCAUACACAUGUGUUCAGUGUGUAAAGAGUUUUUCAGAUAAAAUAAAUCUUGAUUCCCAUAUGAGAUUUCACACUGGAGAGCGUCCAUACUCAUGUUUUCAGUGUGUAAAGAGUUUCACAUAUAAAAUAAUUUUUGAUUUCCACAUGAGAUUUCAUACUGGAGAUUGUCCAUACUUUUGUUUUCAUUGUGUAAAGAGUUUCAUACAAAAAAAUAGUUUUGAUUUCCACAUUAGAUUUCAUACUGGAGAGCGUCCUUACUUUUGUUUUCAUUGUGUAAAGAGUUUCUCUCAUAAAAAUAGUCUUGUUGUCCACAUGAGAAUUCAUACUGGAGAUUGUCCUUACACAUGUCCUCAGUGUGUAAAGAGUUUCACACAAAAAAAUAGUUUUGAUUUCCACAUUAGAUUUCAUACUGGAGAGCGUCCGUACACAUGUUCUCAGUGUGAAAAGAGUUUCUUACAAAAAUACAGUCUUGUUUUCCACAUUAGAUUUCAUACUGGAGAGCGUCCUUACACUUGUCCUCAGUGUGAAAAGAGUUUCAUACAAAAAAUCAGUCUUGAGACCCACAUGAGAAUUCACACUGGAGAGUGUCCGUACUUGUGUGUUCACUGUGGAAAGAGUUUCACAUACAAGAGAAAUCUUGAUACCCACAUGAGAACUCAUACUGGGGAAAAGCCACAGGUUUAGUGUGAUAAGAGUUUCAAACUGAAAAGUCUUAAGAAACACCAGCUAAAAUUCAUGCUAAAGUGCGCCCGUACAUAGUCUGUGGUGUGGAAGGAGUUUGCCAAUUAAAGGAAAACUUACUGUAGACAUGAGAACUUGCACUGGAGAGCACACACAACCAUGUCUGAUGCCGCUAGGUGUCAACAAGCUUCAACGGAAUAAAAUGCAUGAAAAUGCGAAAAACCCUGCAAAUCAAGAAAACAUCAUCAGUUUGAUAACAAAUGCGCUGCAAAAAUUCACAAUAUAACCAAAUACCGAAUUGUGAUGCAAGCAGGAGAGAAAACAACGGAAACAUUUCCAACCGGAUGCAGAAAGUGAAAAACCCGACUGGGACGUGCUCGUAUUUGCAUGUACAAACCAUAAUAAAUAUUAACCAAAUAAUUUUACUGCAUCCUUUCUUAAGGCAGACGUAAGCGCAUGUUUUAAUUAUUUGUUUUUAGUUGAUGUUUCUUAUGUUGUAUACAACGAAGAGCAAUGUGCAAUAAAAACGCAAGCUACACGAUUUUUCCUUUUUGAGACAAAAGCAUUAAAACCAACCAGCUUAUGCUAAACAAAGGAGAAAAACUAAUUAUAAAAUGUAAAUAAAUCAAGGCAAACUGAUUAGGGUUUUUUACGCAACUUAACAGAGUCAAUAAAGAUUACAAUCCAACACAGCAGAGUAUUAUUAAAGUUUGAAAUGGGCCAGUAUUUUGCCUUACAUAGCACCGAGACUGCAUUGCUAAAAGUAACAAAUGACAUCCUGUGCUGCCUGGAUUCUGGAGAUGGGACUAUCUUAGUUCUUUUGGAUCUCAGUGCAGCAUUUUACACGCUAGAUCACACUAUCCUAUUAAAUCGUCUAGAGAAAGUGGACGGCAUUCAGGGGGUUGCAUUGAAAUUGUUUUUUUUCAUAUUUUAAGGGACGAACCUUCUCAGUAAAAAUGGGCAAACACAAUUCAUCCACAACAGUGAUCACAUGUGGUGUCCCACAAGGUUCCAUCUUGAGUCCACUGAUUUUUUCAUGCUUCCUCUUGGAUCGAUCUUUGAGAAGCAUGAUGUCUCUUAUCAUUGUUAUGCUGACGACACUAUUGUAUCUCCCGGUCAAGUCUAGCAAAGGAAACUCGAUUCUAAAUUUUAUUUCAUGUCUGGAGGAAGUUAUAAUUUUGCUGUCGAAAAACGUUUUAAUGCUAAACGAUGAUAAAAUGGAAGUCACUGCUUUUGGAUCUUCAUUGUGUGUCACUGAGAUCGGUAACCAACUAGGCUCCUUGUCUUUAACACUGCAAAACAGGGUCAAGAACUUAAGCGUUGUCUUUGACUCUGAUAUAUUAUUAGAUAAACAGAUAAAUUCAGUUGUUAGGAAGGAAGUUUCUUUUAUCUCUGAUCCAUCGCCAAAUUAAAACAGUUUCUCUUGAAGAAGGACUUAGAAAUAGUGAUUCACGCACUUAUCACAUGUCGGCUUGAUUAUCGUACCUCAUUAUAUAUCUAAAUCCUCCUUACAUCAUUUGCAGCUGGUUCAGAAUGCGACAGCGAGGCUUUUGACAAGUACUAGGAAAAGAGAGCACAUUUCCCUGCAUUGGCUACCAGUUAAAUACAGAAUUGAUUUUAAGGUUUUGUUGUUUGUUUUUAAGUCUCUACAUGGGUUAGCACCCCAGUAUAUUGUCGACCUCCGCUCUGGAAACCAAUUGCUCUUUUCUGUUCCCGGUUAAAAUCCAAGGGCGAUAGAGCUUUUUCAAUAGCAUCACCCAAACAGUGGAAUGCAUUUCAGUUGCCGUAAGAUCUUCUCCUAUGUUGGUCAUUUUAAAAUCCAGAUUGAAGACUCACUUAUUCUCUUCAGCUCAUGGUGUUGCUUGAGAAUGUUGGGGUUGUAUAGCUGUUGUUUUAUCCUGCUGGCUUUUAUUUGUGUUUGUAUGAGUUCUAAUUUAUUUAAAAAUAUUUUUAAUACUGUAAUUUAUGUUUAUACAUUGUACAGCACUUUGGCACGAUGCCCGUUGUUUUUAAAUGUGCUCUAUAAAUAAACGUGAACUUGAACUGUAAUACCGAUUGCACAGACAUGUCACAACACAUUAGAUACACCGUGUUAUUUAGUGUGUUUUUUUAUUUGCCCGUACAGGCAUGGUACAAUUAAUAUCAGAAACCUUUUUGUAAAAGUCACAAGUAACGCCAAGUGUGCUGGACACUGUUUAACGGUGCACAAUUUGAAUAUUUGAGCUCAAUUUUUUUUUACAUUUAUUUAAAAUAGGUUUGAGGGAUUAUUUUUAAUCAUUUAGAUUUUGGCACCAUUUAGAUAUCUAAAACAAGCGCAAAAUAUGGAAUGUGAGUUUGUAAAAAAGUACUUAUGUCUUCCUUUAGUGUAAAGAAAAAAAUGUAAAAUAAUUUGGUUAAUAUGUUUAUUAUGGUUUGUAGAUGCAAAUAAACUACAAGCACGUCCCAGUAGGGUUCGUCACUAUUUGCGUCCCGUUAGAUACAUUUCCAUUUGGUUGUGUUGUGAGUUUUUGCAGCGCAUGUGUUGUCAAACUGAUAUUGUUUUCUUGAUUUUCUGGGGAUUUUCUAAUUGCGUGUUUUCUUACGUUGCAGUGGAUCAACACCUAACAUCCACUGUACAGUACUUAUGAGUGUAAAAAGUGUUUCACAGAGGUUUUGUUCUCACUGUCUGUGUUUAGAAUUGUCUUACAGGAUUUAAGUACAGGUGUGAGUCUGAAAAUGUUCUGUUCAAACAGCGGCUCACAGCUGAAACACUCUGUAUGAACGUGGUGCAUAUGCUUUAGUAUGCAGAUUGUUUUUAUUAUAAACCGGUUAACUGCACUCAAGGAGGACUUUUGUUUGUGCGUGUGAUGUUUGUUCAUUUUUAUAUGAUCAAAUAUAAUAUUGUGUAUUGUCUGCUGCUGUUGUUUUAGUUGUUAUAAUGUGAUAUUUUAAACAGCAGAGGUUGUCAGCAAUGUUCCUGCAUUUUAUAGUCUGUUGGUAUAUAGGCAGUACAUGACAUUUCUGAAUCAGUCAGAACUGAUGUUGCCUCCUCAGCCGAUGAUGACGACACCACCAACAACAACAACAACAGAGAUUAUAUUUAUCUUUACUGGUACAGACAAUAUCCAAACAGAGA
This is a messenger RNA of Triplophysa rosa, 4343 nucleotides long. Its product is annotated as gastrula zinc finger protein XlCGF8.2DB-like. The transcript has 2 exons. The record is from RefSeq and is a predicted model, not a curated record. The coding region runs from base 440 to 1231 and encodes 263 amino acids. Gene Ontology annotation, molecular function: DNA-binding transcription factor activity, RNA polymerase II-specific; RNA polymerase II cis-regulatory region sequence-specific DNA binding. NCBI's taxonomy places the organism in Eukaryota, Metazoa, Chordata, Actinopteri, Cypriniformes, Nemacheilidae. Gene Ontology annotation, biological process: regulation of transcription by RNA polymerase II.